This is a messenger RNA of Microsporum canis CBS 113480, 3636 nucleotides long. Its product is annotated as DNA-directed RNA polymerase III subunit RPC2. Gene Ontology annotation, biological process: DNA-templated transcription. The coding region runs from base 1 to 3636 and encodes 1211 amino acids. The transcript has 5 exons. NCBI's taxonomy places the organism in Eukaryota, Fungi, Ascomycota, Eurotiomycetes, Onygenales, Arthrodermataceae. Gene Ontology annotation, molecular function: DNA binding; DNA-directed RNA polymerase activity; ribonucleoside binding. The record is from RefSeq and is a predicted model, not a curated record. Gene Ontology annotation, cellular component: RNA polymerase III complex.
AUGGCUUCUCGGAAGAAGACAGUAGGCCCAAAUGUUGGAGGUGCGGCGGGCAAUUCUACAGCUUCAUCGGGCACUCAGAGAAGAUCCGUAGGAAAUGCUGCUGCUGCGAAGUUCACAGACGAUUCGCAUAACCCGGGAGCUCGCAGAAAGAGUCAUACCUCGAAUUCGCAAAAGGGCAAACGAUCUGAUGACUUUGAGGCACUGCUCGAACCAUUCUACUACGAUAAACAUCUGACCGACCCAAUCAACACCGAAAGAGACAAAUGGAACCUAUUGCCAGCAUUUCUCAAAGUCAAAGGUCUCGUUAAACAACAUAUCGACUCAUACAACUAUUUUGUCGAAGUCCAGCUCAAAAAGAUUGUACAGUCUAGUGCGGAAAUUCGCAGUGAUAUCGACCCAAAGUUUUAUAUAAAGUUUCAUGACAUCUACCUUGGAACACCCCGGCGAACCGAUGAAGAGCAGUCAGGUAUCAAGGUCGAUUCCACGAUCACUCCAAACGAAUGUCGACUUCGAGAUAUGACAUAUGCGGCACCUAUUCUAGUAGAUUUCGAAUAUGUUCGUGGCCGCCAGCGAGUCAAGCGGAAUGGAACUGCCAUCGGCCGUAUGCCUGUCAUGCUCCGGAGCUCCAAAUGUGUAUUGUCAAAUAAAUCAGCACGAGAGAUGUACACCUUACAUGAAUGUCCUCUCGACCCAGGAGGAUACUUUAUUGUAAACGGAACGGAGAAGGUCAUCUUAGUGCAAGAACAGUUAAGCAAAAACAGAGUCAUUGUCGAAACAGACUCUAAAAAGGAGAUUGUACAGGCUUCUGUGACUAGUUCUUCACAUGAGCGGAAAUCGAAAAGUUAUAUCAUUAUGAAAAAGGGACGCAUUUACCUUCGACACAACGUUUUAAACGAUGACAUUCCGAUUGUUAUUCUGUUAAAGGCCAUGGGAAUACAAUCUGAUAAAGAAAUGUUGCUAUUGGUAGCAGGAGUUGACCUGGAAUAUCAAGAAGACUUUGCGAUCAACUUCGAGGAAGCUAUCAAACUGGGUAUAUUCACACAGCAACAAGCUCUUGAGUACUUGGGUGCGCGCAUCAAGAUUAAUCGAAAAGCCUCAGGGUUUGGACCCGCUCGUCGAAACUAUGUUGCAGAAGCCAUUGAGGCCAUAUCUUCUGUCAUAAUAUCUCAUGUGCAAGUUCAGGAUAUGAAUUUUCGACCCAAAGCCCUAUACGUCACCUACAUGGCUCGACGUGUGUUAAUGGCAAAGCUCGACCCAAGUUUGGUGGACGAUCGUGAUUACGUUGGUAAUAAGCGAUUGGAAUUAGCUGGUCAGCUCCUAGCGUUAUUGUUUGAAGAUCUGUUCAAAAAGUUCUGCUUUGAUAUCAAAAUGAACAUAGAUAAGGUCUUGAAGAAGCCCGUACGAACAGAGGCCUUUGAUGCCUACCCUGUUGUUGCCAUUCAUGGCAACCAUAUCACCCAAGGAAUGAACCGCGCAAUUGCAACUGGGAACUGGAGUUUAAAACGUUUCCGAAUGGAGAGGGCCGGUGUCACACAUGUUCUAAGCAGGUUGAGCUACAUUGCUGCUCUUGGUAUGAUGACACGGAUAAGCAGUCAGUUCGAAAAGACACGGAAAGUCUCUGGUCCUCGUGCCCUUCAGCCGUCGCAAUUCGGUAUGCUUUGUACCUCAGAUACCCCUGAAGGUGAAGCCUGUGGCCUUGUGAAGAAUCUUGCACUCAUGACACAUAUCACCACAAACGACGAAGAAGAGCCAGUACAGAAACUUGUAUUCACUCUUGGUGCAGAGGAUAUCCAGACUGUAGGAGGCAGAGAAUGCUUCGGUCAGGGUGCUUAUAUUGUAUUUAUGAAUGGAUCUCCUAUUGCGCUGACCAGGCGGCCGAAGUAUUUCCUCAAUGCCUUCCGGCGCUUGCGACGGAUGGGCAGGAUCUCAGAAUUCGUCAGUGUGUUCAUCAACCAUAACCAGAAAAGCGUCCAUGUUUCCACGGAUGAUGGGCGUAUAUGUCGCCCUUUGAUCAUUGUUGAAAAGAAGCGGUCCAAGGUUACAGCGCGACAUUUAAGUGCUCUGCGCAGUGGCACAAUGGAUUUUGACGACUUCCUAUCUAAUGGGCUUGUGGAAUAUGUCGAUGUUAACGAGGAAAACGAUGCAAACAUUGCCGUGUACGAAAGAGAGAUAGACGCAAACACGACCCAUCUGGAGAUAGAGCCGUUUACAGUACUGGGGGCCGUCGCGGGCCUUAUACCUUACCCUCAUCAUAACCAAUCUCCCCGAAAUACCUAUCAAUGUGCUAUGGGUAAACAAGCUAUAGGUGCAAUUGCCAAUAACCAAUUCCUCCGUAUCGAUUCCUUACUCUAUGCUAUGGUAUAUCCUCAAAAGCCAAUGGUAAAGACUCGAACAAUAGAAUUGACAAACUACGACAAGCUCCCGGCAGGCCAAAAUGCUAUGGUUGCUGUGAUGAGUUAUUCCGGAUACGAUAUCGAGGAUGCCCUCGUGCUCAACAAAGGAUCAGUUGACCGUGGGUUCGGUCGUUGUCAAGUCUUCAGGAAGUAUUCGGCAAAUCUCAAGAGCUAUUCCAACGGAACAAAGGAUAGGCUAGUCGGCCCGACAAGGGAGAACGGCGUUUCGAUUAGAAAACAUGGUCUCCUUGACAAUGAUGGUUUAGCUGCUGUUGGGGAGAAAGUCAGCCCUGGAGAAGUAUAUAUAAAUAAAGAGACACCAGACAAUGCACUUUCGUCUGGAAUUACUGGCUCCGAUGCAGGUUUACCUGUGAAAUAUAACCCAACUCCCCAGACCUACAAACUCCCCGAUUAUAGUUAUAUCGACAAAGUGAUGAUAUCAACUACUGAAGGAGAGAGCCAGCUGAUCAAGGUCCAAACCCGACAAACCCGACGACCGGAAGUUGGCGACAAGUUUUCUUCUCGCCACGGGCAGAAGGGUGUCGUUGGAAUUAUUGCGGAACAGGCCGACAUGCCAUUUACAGACACAGGCUUGGUCCCUGACAUUAUAAUGAACCCACAUGGUUUCCCGUCGCGUAUGACUGUUGGUAAGAUGUUGGAACUUGUCGCGGGUAAGGCUGGCAUUAUCUCCGGCCAGUUUGGCUAUGGCACACCCUUUGGCGGUAGCCCUGUCGAAGAGAUGUCCGCUAUUCUUGUGGACCACGGGUUCAGCUAUGGUGGAAAGGACUAUUUGACAUCAGGCAUCACAGGCGAACCACUUACAUAUUACGUCUUCACUGGACCGAUCUACUAUCAAAAACUCAAGCACAUGGUGCAAGAUAAGAUGCACUCACGAGCCCGUGGACCCCGAGCCACACUUACCCGUCAGCCAACCGAGGGUCGUUCUCGCGAUGGUGGUCUACGUCUGGGAGAGAUGGAACGUGACUGUCUGAUUGCAUACGGCACGAGUCAACUUCUCCUCGAACGAUUAAUGAUAUCUUCCGAUCGGCAUGAAGUAGAUGUGUGUGAAGGCUGCGGAUUUAUGGGAUACUCUGGCUGGUGUCAGCGCUGCAAGACCUCAGCAGGAGUAGUGAAGAUGGUGAUACCCUAUGCCGCGAAGCUGCUUGUGCAGGAGCUCUUCAGCAUGAAUGUUGUGGCUCGAUUGAGGCUGCAGGACGAAUUCCCUGAAGAUCGAGGGAUGUAA